UCUAAUAAUCUACUGCGAUUAUAUGUGCAUCCGUGCACACGUUGCAUAACAAAUUUGAUAUUCCAUCGCAGAUUUCACGCAAAUUACCUUAGAAAAGUGUUCACUUUGUUAUAUAACAGCUCGAGACCUGUUUUUCGUGACUGCAUAAUAUUAUGUUUUCUGCACUUCGGAUAUGUAUAUAUAAUUAAAUAUAAGAGAGAAACAGGAAAGAUGACAACUAGAUGUUGAAAAGAAUAGAUUUGUAAUAAUACAUGGAGCAUAUAUUUUUCCGAUUGAUGAUCGUGAUUUCUAUUUGUGAGAUAAGUAUCAAGUAAAUGUCCGUAAUGUUACAGAACGUUACGUGCUAGCGUAUAGUUUCAUGUAAUAAAUGAGAUUGUGGGACGAUGCGAAGGUAUAAAAGAUUGGAAAUCUCACGUUGCUAUCUCAAUGUGAAGUGUGACUUACUGUUGAAGACGCGUAGAUACGAAAAGCCAAUCAGAAGCCUUAUUAGACUACUAGAUUGCCAACUACAACUGUCGCAAAGAUGCAGAUGAAGGUCUUGCAGCUGCAUGAGCUGUUGCAUGUGCUGGCCUGGUUGGAGGGCACGUGGAUAACGAAUGAGCCCGCAGUGGGCACGUACCCGACCAUCAAGCCCUUCAAUUACUACGAUGAAAUAAACAUUACAUCCACAGGUCAGCCGAUAUUCAAUUACAUCGCGCAGAGCUGGCAUGCGGAUUCAGGGACACCGAUGCAUCGAGAGACCGGCUUCCUGCAGAUCUUACCAGAAACUAACAAGAUCGUACUUAGUCUAAUUGAUAACAUAGGAUUGUUUACGGUCGAACAAGGUGAUCUGAUGGGUGAUGAUAAUAGUACCAUCGACUUGAACAGCACCAAUAUAGUAACGACAGAUGCAUCGAUACCGUCUUUUCCGACUUUAACAGAGACACGUCGAGUGUACAAACGCAAUGGCGACAACUUGGAGUUCAUUUUCUACAUGGCGACAUCGAAAACACCUGAGUUGACGGAACAUUUGCGUGCAACACACGAUGUCUGUAUAAAUCGAUUACGCAUGAGAUAUAUACAGUAUCUGGAGGAACAACGCACGAGGGAUGAAAGAAAUCACAAGCUUCUAGCCGCAUUGGACAGAGUUAUGAACAAACUUGCUCUGAUAAGCGCGAAAAAAGACAGACUCAAUGUUCUCAGAAAACAGUACGAAGCUUAUCUACUUCGCGCUUACGCCAAUCACCGGCCACCCGGUAGCGUCACCGAGGAUAGCGGAAUCGCCAGUCAGAAUGAGGAUAGAUACACGAAGAAAACCGUCGCGUUGGCACAUCCCGAUUUAGCAUCUGCGGAAACAAGAAGCAUUUCAUCACCGCGAUUGCAUCCGGGGGCGCCUGGUCCACAGUCGAGUCAGCCAAGGUCUACUUCUGCGUCCAAGUUGUACAAUCAGACUGCCGCAGAUGUCUCGUUAAAUAAUCCUCCACCAAUUUUGACAACUGCGCCAUUAGGCGCAACCCUCGAUGUUGAUCAUCGCCAGGCGAAUGUUCUAUAUGGACCGCAUGUUUAUGCCUCCGUGCCGAACGCUCAUCAAUAUCCGCGAAUGAUACCUUCCAAUUACGACGGAAGUGUGCCUCGCAAUCUUCAGCAUGUUCCGGACAUUCGCGUUUCACAUGCGGAAGCGCCGGUAAUAUCAAUUGCGCCUUCGGAUCAUCCCACUAAUCGGUUCUUCAGGGAGCACAUGGAAUCGGUACAAAGCGCAUCCGGUCUCUCGGCGACCGCGCGAUUUCCUGUAGUGUCUGUUCAACACCAAUUCGACCCCUUGACCUCACGUCAUUAUCACGACACCAAUAUAUUGAUGUCCGAUCCACGAUCGCGGAUAAGAGAAUACGAUCGGUCCGAUACCGCGGCCGUGGAACCGACUUUAGUGACCGGGAAAUCGAGUACAUACCGAACAGGAUCUGACAUGAACAUCGCUAAUCAGGUCGGUCCGCUACCGGGAUACAUGGAUUACAUCCUGGCGAGUUCGCAGAAAUCCGAUGACGAAGGAUCCACUCGUUCCAUCACCAGCGACGAUCUGGACAGUUUGAUGAGGCGCAACGAACAUUUGCUGUGGGGUAACGCGGAUGUUGCCAAGACUCUGUCACCGACCGCUUUGGGAACAGACAACUUUAAUCUGGAUGAUAACGGCAGGACGGCGAUUCUAGAGAAAGAACUGGAUCGAUAUAUCAGUAAUAUCCGGAGAAUCCAUCGGGAGCACGGCGUGCAGAGCGUGGACGAACUGGACCAUGAGCAGAACACUAGCGGCGAUCUGUUGAAUGUCUCCCUGACCGAAGAUGGUCUGGAACUUCCAGCCGAGGAUCGGGCGAGGAAGGAGAAGGUACCCGAAGAAAUGGGCAAGAUUCUAGCAUUGGCUAGCGAUCUCGCGUCCAAGACGGCGACUCUGAAGGAUAUUGCACGAGAUUCGGUCGGGCAAAACGAUAGUUUUGCACUCAUGGAAGUCGAGGACGGAAUUAGACGUCGCGAGAGUGCAAAAAGCGAUGCGUCGGAAUUUAAAGAGAAACGCGAGGCUGAAGGACGUACAAGAAAUGAAAUUCAAGAAGACGUUGCGACACACUCAGCGAAAUUAGAUCGACCGCGCGGAGACGCGCAGAUUGCGAAAGAGGACUGGAAUAACGCGACCGAUUCAGCCGAGUCACGGGAACGCGAUCGGGAAAUACCUACUGCAAAAAAAGACAGCGUGAACGAGGAAAUAGCCACGAGUGACGGAUCACGGAUCGACGAUCCGAGAAGUGCGUCGGAUGAGAAACGACUUGACCUUGUAACCGGUAAAGAAUCGGAUAUCGAUGGUGUGUUCGAUGCUGCCGAAGAACUGGCGCCAUGGGAUCUUGCAAGUGUGCAGAAAAAAGUUCACGAGUUACAUUUGGACGAUGUUGACGGAGACCGAGCGGCGGGAAAAAAUGUCGAAGACACGAUGGACAUCAAAGAAGACAUCGUUAACGAAUCGUCACGAUUCAUCGAGCAAAACGUGAAUAAUGAAGUGGAGAACGCGCGUCCUCCGCAGGAUAUACUCCCUCGUUCGGAAAUGGAAAAGAAAACAUUGGACAUGAGCGAGAUAAAUGAGACCGAGGAGCAAACUGAAACACGUGGACCUAUCGAGGACGCUCAAAAUGUACCCUCUAAAGUUUCGGAUCAACAUUCAGUUGAUGAACCUAAGACCGCAUCGCAGCCAGGUGAGGAACUUGGUGAACCAGACGAAAGUGACAGAAGAAAAUCGGACAAUGACGAGACGACGGAGCUUCGAGUCGACGAUCAAUUCGAAGGUGUUGUAAAAGAUAGUGAGUACAGUGCCGAGCAAGGAUACGCUGAGGAUCCGAGUAAAACGCAGCAGUACGAGCAACAAGAUCCAAACCAGCAAUAUUACGACCCAAACAUGCCGUACGAGGCUGGUAACGAGGAGUAUUCGAGAUAUGCUGAUCAAGGAUACGCUCAAGAUGGUCAAGAGUACGUCGAAUACGUGGCUGACCAGUACGAACAGUACCCUGAAGAUCUCAAUAACCAACAGUACCAGCAUUAUCCUGACGCGCAGUACGAGCAGGAUCCGAAUCAAGCGUACGAUUACGGCUAUGACCCCAAUCAGGGAUAUGGUGAUCCUGCUCAGCAAUACGACCCUAAUCAAGGAUACGAGAACAAUCCUGACACUCAGGCGUACGAUUACACUGAGCAAGUACCCUAUGAUCCUAAUCAGACAUAUGAUAACGCGUACGAACAGGAAUACAAGGAGGAACAACGAAAUCCUGAUGAUGACACCGAGGAUCGUGUAGAGAAACCAGAAGCAGAAGAGACCUCACAGAUACAGGUGGAUCCAGAAUCGGAACACAAAUCGGACAAAAAUGGGGAUAAAUUGCAGGCGGAUGUUAACGGAGCGAGUCAAUCGAAGAAGAAGAAAGAUGUGAUCAAGUCCCUUCUGGAUUCCGACACAGAUACGACAAUCGAGAAGAAUGUUUCGAACACAGAAACGAGCACUCAAGAUGACGAACGCAUUUGCAGAAUUAUGGAGGAUAUGACCGUGAACGGCGUGAAGGAGGUGAAUGGUGACACAGACAGACUCUACUACGAAUUGGAUGGCGAGGGCGACGCCGACAGCUCGACAACUCCGAGCCACAAUGUGGAUCACCAUCGCGAUCGUAGCGAAAGCCCAGUUUUUGGCAUCGAGGGUGGUGGCAAUGCUGCAGGCGCCAGCAAUAACUUGAGACUUGCAUCUCACGAGCUGCCAAAUGAGAUUUCGGCACCCUAUGAAGUACCUCAAUUUCCGAUUGAACAGAUCGAGAAGAAGCUCCUGAUCCAACGACAAUUGACUGUCAAAGCUGCAAAAGAUCUUGAGGAACGCCGCAGUCAUUAUGAACCGUCACUUCACCCAGGAGUUCCUGAUGACAUUGAUCAUAGUUUCAAAAUCGAAGAAAAUGAUUUCGUGCCUCAUUUUCAACGAGUCUCCAUAUCCGGCGAGGACACUUCUGGAGUACCUCUGGAAGAUCUUCAAAGGGCCUCCAAGAUGUUGGUGCAGGCAUUGGCGAUACGCGAAAAAUACAUGAACAACUCCAAGCAGAGCUUCCCCACUAUUACUUCUAGAUUCUUGCGUAGUAUCGAUAAAAGACCACUCACUACGGAUGACGAAGUUCAUCACGAUGAUCGCAAGGCCAUCGAAGAUCACCCGGUACAUGCGCCUGCUUCUCGGGGCGAUCCUUGGGAAUGUGAAUUUCCACCGACGAAGAAUUACAAGAUCGUACCAGUCAAUGGCGUGUUCAACCUGUUCGCCAAUGAUGAGGAUCUGGCCAACGGCAAACCGCUCCCGUAUUCGUAUCCGGACCUGGCGGCCUUCGUCCAAGACAUGAACCUUCUCUGCGCCAUGAUCGCCGACGGACCCUUGAAAUCUUUCUGUUACCGAAGACUGAGUUACCUCUCCUCUAAGUAUCAGCUACAUGUGCUGCUAAACGAGCUCAGGGAGCUGGCAAGUCAGAAGGCCGUGCCGCAUAGGGACUUCUACAAUAUUAGAAAGGUCGAUACUCACAUACACGCGGCUUCGUGUAUGAAUCAAAAACACCUGCUUAGAUUUAUCAAAAAAACGUUGAAGAAUCACGCUGAUGAAGUUGUUACUUGUUCCAAAAACGACGAAACUAUGACACUCCGCGAAGUCUUUCAAUCCAUGAAUUUGACAACCUACGAUCUGAGCGUCGACAUGUUGGACGUGCAUGCAGACAGAAAUACGUUUCACAGAUUUGACAAGUUCAACGCGAAGUACAAUCCUAUCGGCGAGAGCCGCUUGCGUGAGGUUUUCCUCAAAACCGACAACUAUCUGAACGGUACGUAUUUUGCACGGAUAAUCAAGGAGGUCGCAAGCGACCUUGAGGAAUCCAAGUAUCAGAAUGCAGAGCUGCGUCUCUCGAUUUAUGGCAAGAAUCCAGAAGAGUGGGAUAAACUAGCUAAGUGGGCAAUUCAGAGCGACGUCUAUUCGGAUAACGUGCGCUGGCUUAUACAGAUUCCUAGAUUAUAUGAUAUCUUUAAGUUGAACAAGCUUAUGACGAACUUCCAAGAGAUUAUCAACAAUAUCUUUCUGCCACUCUUCGAAGUGACCAACGAUCCCAAUUCUCAUCCGGAGCUGCAUAAAUUUCUCCAAUACGUAAUAGGCUUCGAUUCCGUGGACGAUGAAAGUAAGCCAGAAAAUCCUCUCUUCGAUAAGGACGUUUGUCCACCUGUAGAAUGGGACGAUAUAGAGAACCCACCGUACGGAUAUUACCAGUACUACACUUACGCGAAUAUGACGGUUCUUAAUCACUUUAGAGCAGAACAAGGUUUCAAUACAUUUGUCUUGAGACCUCAUUGCGGUGAAGCAGGACCCAUUCAACAUCUCGUGUGUGGUUAUAUGAUGGCGGAGAACAUUUCGCAUGGUUUACUGCUCAGAAAAGUUCCUGUGCUUCAAUACUUAUAUUAUCUAGCGCAAAUUGGCAUCGCGAUGUCGCCGCUCAGUAACAAUUCGCUUUUCCUUAAUUAUCAUCGUAAUCCACUUCCAGAAUAUCUUGCUAGAGGACUAUGUAUAAGCUUGUCUACAGAUGAUCCUCUCCAGUUUCACUUUACCAAGGAACCCCUGAUGGAAGAAUAUAGUAUUGCUGCGCAAGUGUGGAAACUCAGUUCGUGUGACAUGUGCGAGCUAGCACGCAAUUCCGUUCUCAUGAGUGGCUUUCCGCAUAAAAGUAAGCAGUACUGGUUGGGACCUAAUUAUACAAAAGAGGGAGUCGCUGGUAACGAUAUUACUCGAACCAAUGUACCAGACAUACGAGUGGCCUAUCGAUAUGAAACCUUAGUUGACGAACUGUCCAAUAUCUUCAAGGUCGUGGAGAAACCUGAGUCACUUCCAUUUUAAUAAUCAAUUAUUUGGAUU
Molecule: messenger RNA, 6412 nt
Organism: Mycetomoellerius zeteki
Lineage: Eukaryota; Metazoa; Arthropoda; Insecta; Hymenoptera; Formicidae
Gene: AMPdeam
Product: AMP deaminase
Biological process (GO): IMP salvage; AMP metabolic process
Cellular component (GO): cytosol
Molecular function (GO): AMP deaminase activity
Source: RefSeq, a predicted model, not a curated record